Molecule: messenger RNA, 701 nt
Organism: Lotus japonicus
Lineage: Eukaryota; Viridiplantae; Streptophyta; Magnoliopsida; Fabales; Fabaceae
Exons: 3
Coding region: 34-513 (159 amino acids)
Molecular function (GO): protein dimerization activity
Source: RefSeq, a predicted model, not a curated record
UCUUAUGGAUGUGGCACACCAAGUUUGCAAAAGAUGGCUAUCCGUAUUUUAAGUCAAACUUGUAGUGCUUCGGGCUGUGAAAGAAAUUGGAGUAUAUUUGAGCACAUUCAUUCCAAAAAAAGAAAUAGAUUAGAGCAUCACAAACUGAAUGAUCUUGUCUAUGUUCGCUACAACUUGAGGUUACAACAAAGGAACCGGUUGAGGCAUCAAAGUUAUGAUCCCAUCAAUUUUGAAGUAAUUGAAGAUCAUUCUAAUUGGGUUAUGGAGGACUCACCGCCAUUCUUAACUGUUGAGGAAGUGGAUGCAUUGCGUAAUGACCUUGCCAACAUGACCAUCCAACCUAUUUCUAAUGAUAUUGAUCUAAAUCUCAGCUUGUUUGAUGAUGAUGAUGAUGAGGAUGCACAAGGUGCAAAUGGGAAUGAAAGUAAUGCUGGAGAAACUUUCAGUUUAUUUGAUGAUGAAGUGAUGCCUUCCUUGGAUGAAGCUUUGCCUCCCUUUCCUACUUGGACAUGAAGAAACUUGGCAUUGUUAUUGCUAUAUUUAGCAUUGUAACAAGACCUUGGUUGUUGAAUUAUGUUUUAAGCUUGUUUAUGUGCUUUUUGUUAUAAUUAAAGCGUCAAACCGAUGUUGUUUGAUGAUGCUCAAAACUUAUUUCAAUUAUUUGUGAGUCGUGACAUGUUAUUUGGAGUUGUGACAUUUUG